Molecule: messenger RNA, 2314 nt
Organism: Ceutorhynchus assimilis (cabbage seed weevil)
Lineage: Eukaryota; Metazoa; Arthropoda; Insecta; Coleoptera; Curculionidae
Source: the annotation of a GenBank genome assembly
AUGGCUCGAGCCGUCAUCCGAGUCGCGUUGAUCGCGACAUGCGUGGUACUUUCUCUGACUGCCGAGGAUCGACAAGCACGUUCGGGCGAUCUUGAUCGAGGACCACCCCCUAACGCGGGGGUGAAUCUUUACACAGACAUUUUUAGAAUUAAUAAUGCUUAUAAAAAUAGUGAAUCUUUGGGGGUGGAUUUUUUUGGGGGUGAAACAGUACUCGAUGACAAUCAAAGGGAUGAAGUUGUAAUUGAUGAUAAAAGUGACAAAAACAGUGAUCUCAAUAAAAAUUCCUCGAAUAAUAUUUUGGACCGAUUAUUAAAUUUAAGGUUUAAGCUUCCCUUUCAAGGCAAUGCCAAUCCAAUGCCUUUAGAUGACUUAUCCAUAGUACCGUCAGAAGAAUCGAUGGCGUUAAGAAGACGUUUGGAAAUGAGCACCGAAUUUUUCCUAGUGCCAUCAAGCACUAAUGCACCAACUUCAACAGCUCCUCAAGUCCACGUUACAAAGAGAGUGAAUUCUGUUGAAGCUGAAACUAUCAUCGGAGGUGUUUUUAGAAACGAAGUUUGGGUGCUUCCAGUAUUGGCUCUAUCAGCUAUAACGAUGAUCCUUAUAGCUGGUUUUGAGAUUUUUGUAUUAUGUAAAGCAUGGAGGACUACUCCUAGUAGAAGACAUCUUUUCCUUGGACAAAUGCUGUUGUUAGGACUUUUUUCUUCGGCAGGCCUAGCUUCAGUUUUUGCAGCUUCUCCUACUCAGUUUACGUGUGCCUUGAUGCGCUUUGGCACUGGAGUAUCUUACGCCAUAGUUUUUGCUUCUCUAUUAGUUAAAUGUGUUUUUCUGAUUAGCCUCAACGGGGGUGUUUAUUUACCUGCCCCAUAUCAAGGACUUUUGUUGCUUUUUGCUAUAUUAAUUCAAGUGGCCAUAGGAGUGCAGUGGUUGUUAACUAACCCUCCGUUAGUAGACGCCGUUACUGUAGAGCAUAUAGUACAUCAACAUAGAAAUAGAUUAUUAGUUACUGCUGCUGACAUAACCACCACACAAGUGGUACCGCUGUGUCGUACCCCUUACACGGACAUGCUUUUAUCUUUAAUUUACGUAAUUUUUCUUAUAAUAUUCGUAACGGUUUUAGCAGUUAAAUCUCGCGGAAUUAGAGACAAUUACCGCGAAGCUACCUACAUUGGACUGUCCGUAGGCUGUAGCAUACCGACGUGGUUAAUAUGGACUGUGAGUGGUUUAAUUGUGAACGAGAGACAUCGAGACGCUUGUAUAGCUUUCGGACUCGUUAUUAUGUCUAUAAUGGUUUUCUUAAUUAUGUUUAUGCCUAAAGGGAGACAAUUAGCCGCAAUGGGAAAAGAGGGAGUUUAUAUUGAAGAUAGAGAAGAAAGGUUCAGCUCUCUAAGUCGAGCUGGCUCAGGAUAUUCACCGUCAUUUUUUCAUUUCAAGCCGAUCAAAUAUGGAAUGAAUCAUGGAAGCAAACAUCAGCCCAUCGCUACGCUGAGAGCUGGAGAUUUGGCAUUGUGUCCAGCACCGCCUAGUUACACCCGACUUUUCCAGUAUCCGCCCGGGUACUAUUCGACACGGUACUUGCCAGGUGGAUUGUAUCUGAGACCAGAUGACGGCAACUUGUACACGACCCUAGAGCCGACCCUGAGCAGCAACCCGAAUGUGUACUUCCAAAGAGGAAACGGUCUGCAUCCUGGCAUGAUGUAUUGAAUUCAUAAUUGGAUAUUACCCAGAAGUCGUUUGUGAAAUGAGAGAAGCAAAAAUGCAUUUCAGACGUUACGAAUGCAAAUGAUUUAUAUUGUAAACGGCAAUGAAAUGCAUAUCGAUCAUUCAAGUGAUCGAUAUGUUGGUUUAUUUUCGAUUAAUUUCUAAUUCAAUUACUUUGGAUACUUAGCAAACAAAAUUUUAGUUUGUGAUCACUGUGAUCAAUUAUUUUAUUAUGAGGCAUACAUUUAAACUGUAUUGUAAAUAUUAUCAUAUUAGCUUUGAACUCUUGCAUUAUUCGUUUUGUGAAGCUUUUGCUGUAUAGUGCGUAAGUUUAUGGAAUUAUAUUGAUAAGAAGAAUAUUUUCAUUAAAAUGAAGAUUACCUAAACUUUUUCUUCUAGUUCGUAUUUGCAUGCAUGCUGCAUUUUAUUUUAUUGGAUAUAAGUAAUUAGCCAUAAUUGUAAAAUAAAUAAUUUUUAAAAAACACAACGAAAGUGACGUGACUGAAAAACGGUAUUUACCAUACUAUUUUGUAUUGCAAACUUAAUUAGGUUUUUCUUACUGUUAGGAUUUAACUUCCCUCAUCCUCACUGCAUACCUAUCUCCUGAGUAGGUAAG